AUGUCGUACCUUGUGGAGGAAGAAGAGAGGGAGCGGAAGCGCGAAGAACAGCGGCGUGUGUCGCGGCAGCAGGUCAUCGAACAUGUAAAGAAGAAUCUCCUCUACACCGCCUUUGACGUAAAGUGGGUGCCGAACAGCGCGUCCUUCGCCGUGGUAGGACAAUACCCAAACAAUCAGGGCGCCAUAUCGCUGCUGCAGCUCAACAAGGGCGAGCUGCGUGUCGAGCGCGAGAUCAAGACAAAGAUGCCCAUCAAGUGCUGCACGUUUGGCCACAACUCCCCGCAGCAGCAGUCCGUCAUCACGCUCUGCACGGGAGACUUCGCUGGCGGCCUCUCCGUGUGCGACGUGGAGCGGCUGGACGGGGGCAGCGGCGACGCGGUCUUCCACGUGCCGCACGCGCACGAGAGCAUCAUCAACGCCGUUGACGGCGCGCAGCACAGCGGCCCGCCGGAGAUCGCGAG
This is a messenger RNA of Trypanosoma grayi, 461 nucleotides long. Its product is annotated as WD repeat domain 92. The transcript has a single exon. The annotation marks the transcript as partial. The record is from RefSeq and is a predicted model, not a curated record. NCBI's taxonomy places the organism in Eukaryota, Euglenozoa, Kinetoplastea, Trypanosomatida, Trypanosomatidae. Gene Ontology annotation, molecular function: protein binding.